GAGAGAGAGAGAAGAUGAAGCAAAGGAAGAGAGCGCAAAGAGAGCCGUCAGAAACCCUAACGCAGGAAUUAACAGUAGAGAUCGGCGACGACGGAGAAAGGAAAGGCUUUUACGCUUGCUAUCUAUUGGUUUCCCUCAGUCCUCGCCACAAAGGCCAUACUUACAUUGGAUUCACAGUGAACCCACGACGUCGUAUUAGGCAGCACAACGGCGAAAUCGGGUGCGGAGCGUGGCGAACCAAGAAGAGGCGUCCUUGGGAGAUGGUCUUGUGCAUCCAUGGCUUCCCUUCUAACGUUUCCGCUCUUCAGUUUGAGUGGGCAUGGCAGCACCCAAACGAAUCGUUGGCUGUGAGGAAAGCGGCCGCGAGUUUUAAGUCUUUAUCUGGAAUAGCCAAUAAGAUCAAACUGGCAUACACCAUGCUUACCUUACCUUCAUGGCAGAGCUUGAACAUCACUGUAAACUAUUUCUCAACAAAGUACACUCAGCACUCUGCUGGCUGCCUGAGUUUGCCGCAGCACAAGAAGGUCAAAAUUUGUCCCAUGGAUGAGCUUCCGUGCUAUGUCAAAGGGGAUGAGGGUUUGUUUGAAAAUGAGGGCGAAUGGGAUAAUGAAGAACGGGAUGAAGCUGGCAGCGGCAGUGAAAGUGCAGAAGAAACAUUGUCAAAUUCCAUGUUUGGAAACACGGAAGAACAUGAUAAGAACGGCCUUGGUAAACUAUAUGGCUGGAUAACUGAAGGAGAAGAUUGUAGAGAACAAUCUACUUUUGCAGAGUUACCUGCAAGACCAUCUUUAAAUGUGAGUAGUAGUGGUUCACUUGCUGGAGAAUUUACUGAUGAUACUGGUAUCUCUGGGCUAUUUAAAGACGAAAGUUUUAAAUCGAAGCGACCAGCAAAGGAUCCAUCUAAAUCUCUAGUAACCAUAGACGAUGAUCAACCACCUAGCAGCCAUAUUGUGCCUAGUGAAGUAGAGAUUAUAGAUGUGACGACUCCAUCUCCUCUAUGCAGAAGUAGCUUGUGGGGGAACAAGGCCAACAAAAGAGCAAGGAAUAAAGAGCCCCACAAUGCGCCUGGUGAAGUAGAGGUGGUAGAUUUGACGACUCCAUCUCCUCUAUGCAGAA
Molecule: messenger RNA, 1116 nt
Organism: Morus notabilis
Lineage: Eukaryota; Viridiplantae; Streptophyta; Magnoliopsida; Rosales; Moraceae
Exons: 4
Biological process (GO): double-strand break repair via homologous recombination
Cellular component (GO): Slx1-Slx4 complex
Molecular function (GO): crossover junction DNA endonuclease activity; 5'-flap endonuclease activity
Source: RefSeq, a predicted model, not a curated record